AUCAUUAUAAACAUUAAUAAAAUUUUAUUUUUAAGCAUCUAAUUGUUUAGUAUUAGUUAUCAAUUCUUAGCUAUAAAUUAUUUUGUGUGAAAUAAAGUCCAUGUGCUCCCUCGCUGCCCGGUGUGUUGGGGGGAGUCGGAAACAAUGGAACACUUGUUUCUUGAUUGUCCAGUGGCGCGUGCACUUUGGGACUACUCGGGGCUAGAACAUCUUGGGCAAGGUUUGCCUCGUCAAACUUUCCCCUCUUCCUCAAAAGGUUGCUCUCCCCAAUCCAGCAGCCUUCUGUUUGCUUGUCGGUGAUUGCUGUCCUUUGGCGGAUUUGGAAGUCAGAAACUGGGUUGUCUUUGAAGGCAAACAAUUUGACUUCUCUGCCUUGAUGUGCCAACUGCACCAAUAAUGUGAGGAAUGGGAACGUUUGCCGGUAGAUUGCGUAACCCCGAGUCUCGCUCCUAUUCUACAUCCAAUAGGUCUUGGGUAGGCUGCUACGAUUGUUUGUAUGUGGGAUGGGGCUACGCGAGCUGGUUCUCUUUCGGCUGGCGAGAUGGUUAUUCUUGGGCCUCAUAGGGAGAUCCUUAUGACUCAGGAGACUCAGUUUUUGUCUAUUGAUGAUCCGAUGGUGGUUGAAUUACUUGCCCUUCGAAAAGUUAUCUUCUAGUGUCUGGACCAUGGCUUCCUGGUCGUGAAAUUUGAAGGAGAUUGCCAAAAAAACAAUCCCCAUUUAUGGUUUGGCUAAAUAUGAGUUGCCAUUCUAUAUGUCGGAUAAGUUCCAAGACUAUCUCCAAUCAAAAUUCGAAGCCCAGUAGCCCACAUUCUGCGGCAAAGCCCACGGAAGGGAAAGCCCACGAUAAUCUUAGCGCAUGUUUGUUGGCUUUCGUAGAUCACAACUCACAAGCAGCUGCAAUCCGAGAACUGGAAAAAUAGAAACCCUCAGAAACCGCCGGCGAGAACCUCAGAAAUCUCAUCACCGGCAAUAGAGAUGGCUGCCAGGUUGGUUUUGAGCUCACUCCAACGGGCUCCUCAUUUUCCACCAAAGCCGACUACUGUUUCUCGUCUCUGUUCCACUCCAGAGCUUUCGCCACCGACAUAGCUUCCAAGUCGCCUUCCGAUGCCAACAUCCUCCGAAUCCUUGACAACGAGAUUGAAUAGCAGUACGAUUACGCCCAGACGCAGCAGGUUUUACCAAUCUAAUCCCUUGAUUUCUCUGUUUCCCUCCCUCCAAUUCGUUUAGGGUUUCCGGCCAAUUCAGAUAGGAAUCCAACUAUUGGUUUUAACUUUUAACCUUUUCACCUUCGUCGCGGAAGAUCGGCCGGGGUAGCUGUGGAUGGCAAUGACGAGGAAUUUCGGCGCUUCUGAAUUGAAGCUACAAUGUUCGACGGGUAAGAACUUGUCUCGAAGCAAGGAGAGGAUAGCUCCGGUGAGGAUUUGCGGCUUUCAUAUAAGCUUGCUCGUCAACGUGUCUAAAAUCGACCGGUGGCGGUACAUUGGUGUUCGUUUGCUCGGCUUGGUGCAGUGGCCGGUUCGAUUGGAGAUCCAGAAACUCUAUCUGCUUCUCCGUGAUAAGUUGCAAGGAAGGCCAUACACUGGCCCUGAUUUUCGGUCAAGAGUUUGAGUGGCGAGCUUCAGGGUAGGUUUCGACGCUUCUUGGAGGAAAGAGGGGUAAAUGAUAAGCUUUCGUUUUUCUUGCAUGAAUACAUGAUGAACAAAGAUAGGAUUGAACUGAUUAAGUGGCAGCAAAGGCUGAAAUCUUUUGUUGAAAACUAGGGAGCUUGUGUUGUAGUAGUCAUUUGCAUAGAAUUCUUUAAGUGCUCUUGUUGGGCUCAUAGUUAAGCUGUGUUGGGUCUAAGAGGCCCGUGUAGGCCCACGAGGAGACAGAGGCUAAGCCCAAAGGAAGGGACCGAGUCAAAGAGCGAAGCCCGAGGAGACAUGGGGAAAAGAGACACCACAGGCGGCCACCCUAUGAAGUGACGGGAAGUAGGCUGCCUGACAUAGGAGACCGUUGGUGUCAGGAAAGUGGAUCUCCCUAGGAUCCUUACCUCGUACACAGCAGGACUGGGCAUUUAAUGCCCGCCGUAGGCGGUCCAGGUAAAGUCGAGUAUGCUUAGGCCGCCUGACAAGGCAUUAAAUGCCUCAU
Molecule: messenger RNA, 2131 nt
Organism: Linum trigynum
Lineage: Eukaryota; Viridiplantae; Streptophyta; Magnoliopsida; Malpighiales; Linaceae
Source: the annotation of a GenBank genome assembly